Musa acuminata subsp. malaccensis (wild Malaysian banana) is the source of this 2976-nucleotide messenger RNA. RefSeq names its product probable inactive receptor kinase At5g58300. The record is from RefSeq and is a predicted model, not a curated record. Lineage: Eukaryota; Viridiplantae; Streptophyta; Magnoliopsida; Zingiberales; Musaceae. Gene Ontology annotation, biological process: protein phosphorylation. Gene Ontology annotation, molecular function: protein binding; protein kinase activity; ATP binding.
UCCACUCCUUCAUUGCAUCUCACUCGCCGACCGCAAACCCUUCUCGGCUCCCCUGUUCUGGCCGAGGAAGUACCCAAUCAAGUGGGAGCAGCGCUGCCGCGAGCUUUAGUGGGGAACGCAGCGGCUUAGGGGUCCGACCUCGGGAGACGGGGACGGUGGCAUUCGAGGUGGGGAGCUGUGAUCCCGUCUCCGGGCUUCGCUGGAGCCUUAAAGGUGUGAUCUUGAAGCAAUGUCGUUGGUUUCCAUGAGCAUUCUCUUGAUUUCCUCAUCCCUUCCUCCGACUUUGGUUCCAACGAGUUUCAAGAAUAUAUUUUGAGUCGAACGCCGUGGGUUCUACGGCGACUGUUCUAGCUCUUCUGGAGGUUUUGUAGAUCUGAAGCCGAAUUCAAAUCUUAGUGGAGAAAAUUGAUGACCUGGUUACAAUACGGAGCUGCGAGUUCUCGUAAUAUCCCAGGAAAUUCUUGAAGGUUUCAACUGUUGCACUGGUGAAUCCUUGGAGAAAUAGAUCGAAACAAUGAGAGAAGGGUCUCCUCUUUGACUCAGGCUGGCCAAUGUUAUGCCAACCUUUAAAUAACUCAGUAGCUUCCUGUUCCAAUUCGCCAAGUUUUUCUCCUUGGUUGGUCAAUGGAUAAAAAGGGAGAAGACAGAAAGAUGAAUCUGCCACUGCUUCUGCUUUGAUGAUGUCCUGAAAAUUGUACAGAUCGUUUCUUUUGGUGAGCAAUUCUUGCUGUACCAUUCCACUUCGGUAUGCUUGAAUCUGAUGAUGGCUGCUUAACCUGUAGCAGGGCAGCAGAACCACUUAAAUUGGACUCUUGAAACUGUUCAUUAUGUUACUUUACUUGAUCUAAAGUUUCCCAUGGAUCGCUCCGUGGUUUUCAUAUUAUUUCCUUUGAUUUUCCUUCUUCUGGACCUCUCAUCAUUUGCCACUGCUGACUUGAGUUCUGAUGAGCAAGCACUCCUUGCCUUUGCUAUGUCUGUCCCACAUGGCCGGAAACUCAACUGGACUUCUCAGAGCCCAAUAUGCUCCUCUUGGGUUGGAGUCACCUGUACACCUGAUAAAACCCGUGUGCGCACUCUCCGGCUUCCAGCUGUUGGGCUCUUUGGCUUGAUCCCUGCUGAUACACUUGGGAAACUUAAUGCCCUCGAAGUCUUAAGUCUAAGAUCCAACCGACUUAUCGUAGGUCUUCCUUCAGAUGUCGCAUCCAUUCCUGCUUUGCAUUCUUUGUACCUUCAACAUAACAAUUUAUCUGGGAUUAUACCUUCUACACUCUCUUCCAACCUUACCUUCCUUGACCUGUCCUAUAAUUCCUUUACAGGAGAACUUCCUCUGACAAUCAGAAACCUUACUCGACUCAAUGCUUUGUUUCUUGAGAACAACUCACUCUCUGGACCCAUCCCUGACUUUCAACUUCCCAAGCUUAGGCGUCUGAAUCUGAGUUAUAACAACCUCAGUGGCCCUAUACCACUAUCCCUCCAAAAGUUCGCAGUCGAAUCUUUCUUGGGUAACCCUUUCCUAUGUGGAACUCCUCUGGCACAAUGCUUUGAAAUUCCUCCCUCUUCUCCACCCUCUCCAUCAGAACACCCCACAAAACCCAAGCGAAGCUUUUGGAAAAAAUUAAGCACUGGGGUCAUUAUUGCAAUUGCUGCCGGUGGUUCAGCACUUCUGCUUCUACUCAUUAUUGUAAUUUUGGUAUGCUUUUACAAGAGAAAGCGUGGGGAAGGUAGUGGAGAACUAAAAGGAAAGGAUGCUCUUGGUGCUAGGCGUGAGAAACCUAAGGAGGAGUACAGCAGUAGUAUUCAAGAAGCAGAGAAGAAUAAGUUGGUAUUUUUUGAAGGAUGUUCUUAUAAUUUUGACUUGGAGGAUCUAUUAAGAGCUUCUGCCGAAGUUCUUGGAAAGGGAAAUCAUGGUACUACGUACAAAGCUGUUCUAGAAGAUGGUACCACAGUUGUAGUCAAGAGGCUGAAGGAAGUAAUCAUUGGAAAGAAAGAGUUUGAACAACAGAUGGAAAUGAUAGGAAGGAUCAGACCUCACCCAAAUGUGGUGCCACUUCGAGCUUAUUACUACUCCAAGGAUGAGAAACUUCUGAUAUAUGAUUAUGUCACGUCUGGCAACUUCUCCUCCCUCUUGCAUGGGAGUAAGGGUGCUGGAAAGACUCCAUUGGAUUGGGAGUCUAGGGUGAAGAUUUCUCUUGGAGCAGCACGUGGCGUAGCUCACAUUCAUGCUGAAGGUGGUGGAAAGUUCAUCCAUGGCGACAUCAAAUCCAAUAAUGUGCUCUUGACCCAGGAACUCGAUGCUUGUGUCGCUGAUUACGGCCUCGCUCCAUUCAUGAGCUCUGCAACAACCUCAUCCAGAAUUGUUGUGGGCUACCGCGCACCUGAAGUCAUUGAGACCAGAAAAUAUACUCAGAAGUCUGAUGUCUACAGCUUUGGUGUCUUGCUACUCGAGAUGCUCACGGGAAAGGCUCCACUUCAAUCUCCAGGACGUGAUGAUGUUGUGGAUCUACCAAGAUGGGUCCAAUCCGUGGUUCGAGAGGAGUGGACUGCCGAAGUUUUUGAUGUGGAGUUGAUGCGGCAUCAGCACAUCGAGGAAGAGAUGGUUCAGAUGCUUCAGAUUGCGAUGGCAUGCGUAGCAAAGUCUCCGGACCAGCGGCCCAAAAUGGAGGAGUUGAUUAGAAUGAUCGAGGACAUACGACACUCUGACUCGGAGAACAGGCCAUCCUCAGAGAAGUCGAAAGAUGAGAAAGUCGAAACGCCACAAGCAGCAGACACAGAAAGCACAAUGUAGCUCGUUAGGUUUGUCAAAGAGAUUUAAUUCUGCAGGUUAUUUGUUAGAUUUGAUGCAAGGUGAAAUUUGCACUGAAGGCUACUAAAACAUCAUCAUGUAUGCGUAAAAUUUGGUUGAUCUCUGGUUGUGUUUCACAAUUAAGUUGUACACAGUGUGGUAGAUAUUUAACCAUUCUAUUGCUCAUUUCCUCA